Messenger RNA from Cryptomeria japonica (Japanese cedar), 651 nucleotides. Its product is annotated as ethylene-responsive transcription factor 3-like. Lineage: Eukaryota; Viridiplantae; Streptophyta; Pinopsida; Cupressales; Cupressaceae. Gene Ontology annotation, molecular function: DNA binding; DNA-binding transcription factor activity. Gene Ontology annotation, biological process: regulation of DNA-templated transcription. The coding region runs from base 1 to 651 and encodes 216 amino acids. The record is from RefSeq and is a predicted model, not a curated record. The transcript has a single exon.
AUGUGUUCUCUGCAAGCCAAAGCCACUGCUACCUCAAAGAGUCAUUACAGAGGAGUAAGAAAAAAGUCUGAGGGCCGAUUCUUUGCGGUGAUUAACGACCCGUCCCAGAGACGUCGCAAAUGGCUGGGCACUUUCAGUUCUGAUAUUGAGGCGGCCCAUGCAUAUGACCGGGCCGCCAUAGCCAUAAAAGGCUGCAAGGCAAAAACCAAUUUCCCACUUUCCGCUUACCAAAUUCCUAAGCCCGUCCAAAGGAGCGCCGCUAGCAAAAAUCCUGAGCCGCUUAAACAAGUCCAUGUUCCGUCAUUGAUUAGCACCAACAUGGUUGCCAAAGCCGCCACUCGGCCUAUCUUACCAAAACCUACAAUGUGGGCAGUGUUUCCACCGGAGCUUCGGAGGCAACAGCAAUUGGCUGCGUUUAAGAUGUCAUAUCAGCCCAGAUGCAAUGAGAAUGAAGACGAGGGAGGAGUAGAACAAAUCCAUAAGGGCUGUCAGACAAGCUACCGCCCAUGCAAUAGUAGCGAUCCAUCUUCCUCCGCCGUCACAGAAUGCAGAGCUUCUCCAACAAUGGGUGGUUUGGAUUUGAACCUUCCCCCGCCGGUUGAAGAAGAUGAAUGUCAUCAUUCCCCCAAAACUCUCUGGCUGCUCAAAUGA